AUGCCCAACAUUCGGGAGCCGGACAGAAAUUUCGACAUUCCGGAAUCCAUCGCGCUUAGUGCCGGACGAGAUCGAUUAGGACAAAACGUCACUGUGGCUUCGUACAGGAGAAGACAUCACCUUGCGGAGGAGGUGCCAGGACUCUACAUUCGGCGUCUAACGCUCGAGGAUCCCAGGAGGAGGGAACCGUCCGGUUCAAGGUCGCAGUCCCCCGCGCGCCAUAUCUGUCAUCCUCGUAGCGGUUGCGCGCGCUCGGUGCGAGGAUCGAGUUAUAGAUCUUGGCUGGAACGAAUUCGGAAGGAAAGUCCACCUUUCUUAACAAUAGUAUCAUUGGAACUUCCGGAAUCGCCGAUACCCUUAAUAGAGUCCCAAGCAAAUGCUCGUUUAAGACGCGAUGGCUCCAAUGAAGCUGCAAACGAUAAGGACGAUAUCUUGGACGAAUUUUUGGAGAGAGUCACAGAGGUCGGGAAAGAUAAGGAAAGGGAAGUUCGCAUAGCAAGAAACAGCGUGUCCUGGAAAAGUCAUCAUAGUAGCAAAAAGGAUGACGAAUCUUUGGAAUGUACGAAAGCGCCCGCCACUCUCGAGGAAUGCACAAGAAACAUUAUCGAAGGACCGAGCUGCGAAGGAUCGAAUCGGCCGCGGGAUACCGGCGACGAUUGCAUAUGCUGCGAGAUACCGGGCACGAAGGAUCUGCGAAUUAACAUUCGCAGGAAAACGGAGGUCACGCGUACUCUGCCGUGCACUCCGAGUCCGGAAAUGACUCACGCCAUUCGGAUCGCGAUGAAGUAUCACGACCGGAUACAAAGCUGCGAUACGGGAUGCAAAACCGACGACGACGAGAGCCCGCGCGAGGAGCAGGGAGGAGGGGGAGGAGGGGGAGGAGGACGGAAAGCGAGCGGCGGAAGAGGCGGAGAGAGAUGGCAAGCGAACGAAGAACGAGAGGAGCAAGAAGGAUCUUCAAGGUCCGUCGAACGCGAGGAAGGAAUCGGUGAAGCACGACGUUCGCUGGGUCGGCGCGAACGCCACGUUAGACUUCACGCUAAAUUGCAAUAGCGUGCGACUGACUAGUCGUGACACGAGUUCGAAGGCGGCGUCGAGAGGCGAGAGGCAAGAACGGCCGGAAACGCGAAGCUAGUUCGCGUGGCUUUCCUCUCGAAAGCGCCUCUUUUGCUCCGAGAUCCGUGUUCCGCGAUGGAUGCUGUGGCUUUAAAUAUACAUAUCAGUAAAGCACAUAAUAGUUCAACAAUUUGUCUACCUGCUCCCCACGAAGUUUGCCAAAGUUAUUACUCGCACGCGUUUAAACUAAUUUUUUUUUCUUUUUCUGAAAAUUAUCCUUUGUGGUACAAUUCAUUUAACUUGACUUUUUUCAAGGAGACGAGAUAAAUAAAAUACCUUAAAAGUCGAAUAAGUAAAAUAAAUUCUUCUCGUAAUGAA
Messenger RNA from Pogonomyrmex barbatus (red harvester ant), 1434 nucleotides. RefSeq lists its product as uncharacterized. The record is from RefSeq and is a predicted model, not a curated record. Lineage: Eukaryota; Metazoa; Arthropoda; Insecta; Hymenoptera; Formicidae.